AUGUGUCUGCCGGUUGAGGGAGACGUAGGCGGGAGACGAGCGCCGGUCUUCGUGCACUACCCCGGCUCGGAGUACUCGUACGGAGACCUGACGGGCCGGGCGGACAGGACCAACGGUGUCUCGCUCAGAAUAUCGCGGGUCAAGCCCAGCGACGAGGGCUACUACGUCGUUCAGCUGUUACUGGACGCAGUAGGGCAGGAGGAGAAGGAGGUUUACCUCAACGUCUUAGAGCCCCCGAAAGUGUACGUCGGGCCGGGCAGCCCGUAUGUGGUCCGGUGGGGGAAGAACAUCACCCUGUCCUGCAGGGUCAAGGCCAAGCCCGAGAUCACCAACCUGUACUGGGAGAAGGACGGCCUUCCUGUGCGGUCCUUCCCGCGGAGCAAAAAGUACAGAGGAGGGAACAUGAGAAACCCGAACCUACACGUCAUCAACGUCGGCAAGGCAGACGCCGGCAAGUACGGCUGCGUCAUAGAUCACGUGGUCGAAAGUACGAGGGCCACCCUUGACCUGGAAGUGCUCUACCCGGCCAGUAUCACCAGCCUGACUGACACCAUCACACUCAUGUACAUGUGUUUCCCCCAUACAGACCCGGCCAGUAUCACCAGCCUGACUGAGUCAGUGUCCGUUGCCCUGACUGAUACCAUCACGCUCCAGUGUUUCGCGGACGGAAACCCGGAACCCAACAUCACCUGGACCAAGGAGGGAGCGCCGGUAGAGCGCAUGCGUGAAAUCCAGACUUUUAGUAAGGGACUUCGCGCAAGCGCCCUCGUGCUCAACUACGCUGAACGGAACGACAGCGGGAAGUACAUCUGUACGGCCAGUAACGGGCUGGGCAAGCCGGACGUUCGGACACUCACGCUAAAUGUGGAAGGAGAGCGUGCCCUGAACAGCUACACGCAGAUAGCGAUCUUCGCCGGAGCUGCAGCCGGCGGUGCGUGGCUCAUCGUCUGCAUCAUCCUCGUCAUCGUCUACGUCAGGAGACGGAACCAGCAGAGGCUCAGGGACGACUUCGCCUACUACUACGCCGUCGGCCGCCGCCAUUUUGAAUACCUGACGAAAAAGGAGCUGCCGCCGAUCCCGCCACACGCCGCCGCCGCCCAACAAGCCAAGAAGAUGCCGAAAAACGCAGUUGGCAGGUUAGCCCGCGUGGUGCACAAGUACGCGCCCCAGGCGGAGGACGAGCUCAUGCUGGAGGUGGACGACGUGCUGGAGAUCGUGAAGACGGACGAGGGAGGCUGGUGGGUCGGCUACCUCAAGGGCAAGCUGGGCCUCUUCCCCUUCAACUACGUGGACCUACUGCCUGAGAAAGCCUCCAUGGGGAACGGGAAGGCCAAGUCCCCGCUGAGAGCAGACCUGACGGACUCGGAGUACCAGGCGCUGGACCCGCCCCAGAAACAGGGACCAGACAGGGACAGCAUAUCACUGCCUGAUCCUCUGACGGGAGACUCGUUCAGCAAGGCCACCACACUGGUCGCCGAGAAAAAGGAGAAGGACAACCCGAACCUUGUUGCAUGCAGCGGCAACAGAUGAAAGAAGCAAGAGUUAUGAGUGGAGGGAAAUUGUACAGAGACUACUAUAAUACUUAUCCAUACAUACGCCGAGAAUAUGGUGUUUGUAUACGUGACGUCAGAGCCGCCAUACUGGCUGGUUAGACCUGGCAGAGUCAGAUCCAGAGGAUUGAAUAUGUUUAAAGGCAUCUAAUGCAAUUUCAUGACGGCAAAACUGGAUUUUGUAGAAAGAAAUGGAUCAACCCUAUCUCAUAAUGAUAUCUGUGAGGCAACAAUACGGUGUUACUGACAGAAAACGGCUUCUUGUUCUGUAUGGUAGGCUGAUUUCAUCUAUUUAUAGGUGGUACCCAAAAAUAAAGAGACGCCUCCAGUGGCCCGUUUUGCGGCUAUUUUAAACGCUUUGUAUCCGAAAUGAUGCCGAAAAUGUGCUAAGGAAUGGCAGUAAAUGUCAAUAUCAGACAGAUUU
Molecule: messenger RNA, 1974 nt
Organism: Branchiostoma belcheri (Belcher's lancelet)
Lineage: Eukaryota; Metazoa; Chordata; Leptocardii; Amphioxiformes; Branchiostomatidae
Product: hemicentin-2-like
Exons: 9
Coding region: 1-1530 (509 amino acids)
Biological process (GO): cell-cell adhesion
Cellular component (GO): cell-cell junction
Molecular function (GO): cell adhesion molecule binding
Source: RefSeq, a predicted model, not a curated record